Messenger RNA from Rhopalosiphum padi (bird cherry-oat aphid), 1212 nucleotides. RefSeq names its product large ribosomal subunit protein mL39 (gene mRpL39). Gene Ontology annotation, molecular function: threonine-tRNA ligase activity; nucleotide binding. Bases 122 to 1147 code for a protein of 341 amino acids. Gene Ontology annotation, biological process: threonyl-tRNA aminoacylation. The record is from RefSeq and is a predicted model, not a curated record. Lineage: Eukaryota; Metazoa; Arthropoda; Insecta; Hemiptera; Aphididae. Gene Ontology annotation, cellular component: mitochondrion. The transcript is spliced from 8 exons.
UAUUACCUUUACCACAGACUAUAUUAUAGAUAUUUGUGAUUUUUUAAAAUCGCGUUGUACCUAAUAUUCAGUUUGUGUUUUUUUCAUUUUUGUUUAUGUAUCUAAUAUCUAUAAUAUUAAAAUGAAACGUUUCAGUACCUGUUUGUAUAAAAAAUACAGUGAUUCGUUAUGGUCCAUAAGAUAUGUUUCAACGUCUGCAGAUAUUCACCCUAAGAAUGAAAUUGUAGCCUAUCAAAAUGAUUUGUUUGACAAAGAACAAAAACGCCAAAGAGAAGCUGUUGGUCGUAUUGAAAAAAUUACAGUUAAAUAUGUUGGAGUCCCUGAAAAUGUCACUUUAUCUAUGAACAAAGGGAUUUCAACCCCAUUUCAUUGUGCUCAACACAUAUCUGAAAUGUUGGUUAAAAGAAGUGGAUUGGCCUUAAUUGAUGACACACAUCUAUGGGAUAUGCAUAGACCGCUAGAAUCAGACUGUGAACUGACUUUCAUGCAUGCACAGUAUCUACCAGACCCAUAUCAUUUCAACAGAGCAUAUUGGCGAAGUUGUUCGCUUAUACUAGGAGCUGUAAUUUCUAAAGCUUUUAAAACCAAUAUUCAACCAACUUUACACAGCUUUCCUUCACCUAAUGUGAAAAGCGGAAGUUUUGUUUAUGAUGUGGAGUUAUCAAAUUUACCAGAAUGGACUCCAACAGAAAAUGAACUUCGAAUUUUGUCAGCCAACAUGGUUAAAUUUGCACAAAAAUCUUAUAAAUUUGACAGACUUGCCGUUUCUGAAGAACUUGCAUUAGACAUAUUCCAGGAAAAUAAAUUUAAAAAAGAACAAGUACCAAAUAUUGCACAACAAUCAAUUGAUAAAAAGGUGAUUUUAUACAGAAUUGAUGAUCAUAUUGAUAUAAGUCGAGGACCUAUGAUUGGUAAUACAGAUUUAUUAGGACGCUGUACUAUAACUGCGGUACAUCGUUUAGACACCAAGAGUGGCCAUUUAUACAGAUUUCAAGGAGUCUCUUUACCUAAAAAUAUUAUGUUAAACCAUUUUGCUUAUUCUUUGUUAGAACAAAGAGCCAAAAAAUUAAAUGCAGCAAGAUGGGUAGAUCAAGCUCAAAAUGAUACAUAUGUUCCACAAUUUUCUCGAGAAGAAACUGCAGCCUAACUUAAGAUAUUUAAUAGUAUAUUUUAUUAAUAAAUUAUUCAUAAUAAAAUUGUUGUUCAAAUUCA